UCCCGGAUGUAGCGGGCGCCAUUUUGAAAGUUUCUCGAGCUCAUUUUUCUUCUUCAGAUUUGAGCGUUGACUCCUCGUCAAAUAAUGCGUCUUAAAAGAUUCCUGCUACGCUAUUAUCCUCCAGGGAUCAUCCUUGAGUAUGAACAAGGAGGGCAGACCAAGACGAAGUCUGUGGAUCUGUUGGACCUGAAACCAGAAACUGAUGUAGAUGCAGUAUUAGAUGAGAUUUCUCGUAAGGAACCACUCAUCACCCCUUCUCGUAUGGACCAAGUCAGAACACUCAUCAACAAACUUCAGCUGAAACUUUCUGCUGCUGACGACCAUGCCUUUUACCUGUUCAAGGUGCUUCGGGCUCAUAUUCUUCCACUCACCAAUGUUGCCUUCAACAAGUCUGGAUCAAUGUUUAUCACAGGAAGCUAUGACAGAACCUGUAAGGUUUGGGACACUGCUUCAGGAGAAGAACUGCACACCCUGGAGGGACAUAGAAAUGUGGUUUAUGCCAUUGCUUUUAACAAUCCAUAUGGUGACAAGAUUGCAACUGGAUCGUUUGACAAGACAUGUAAACUGUGGAGCUCAGAGACUGGAAAAUGUUACCAUACCUUCAGGGGUCAUACUGCUGAAAUUGUGUGCACAGCGUUCAAUCCUCAGAGCACCAUAGUAGCUACUGGCAGUAUGGACACCACAGCAAAGAUAUGGGAUGUGCAAACCGGACAAGAGAUCUCCACACUCAUGGGUCACUCAGCAGAAAUCAUUUCCUUGUCAUUCAACACAAAAGGGGACCAAGUCAUCACAGGCUCUUUUGACCACACUGUAACAUGCUGGGAUGUCAGGUCUGGCAGUCGAAUCCACACUUUGAUUGGCCACCGUGGUGAGAUCAGCAGUGCUCAGUUCAACUGGGACUGUUCCCUUAUAGCCACAGGAUCCAUGGACAACACCUGUAAGAUCUGGGAUGCCAGGACAGGCCAGUGCAUAGGUACGCUGCGAGGCCAUGAAGAUGAAGUUUUGGAUGUUGCCUUUGACUACACAGGACAGCUGUUAGCCACCGCAUCAGCAGACAGCACAGGCCGUGUGUACAACGCUGUGACUCAUCAGUGUCUGGUGAAGUUGGAAGGACAUGAGGGAGAAAUCUCCAAGGUUUGCUUCAACCCCCAAGGCAACAAGAUUCUGACUGCCAGUGCAGACAAGUCUGCUCGACUGUGGGACCCCCAGAGUGGCAAGUGUCAACAGAUUUUGGCAGGGCAUUCUGAUGAGAUCUUUAGCUGUGCCUUUAACUAUGAGGGCAAUACAAUUAUAACAGGAAGUAAGGACAACACCUGUAGGAUAUGGCGGUGAUACCAGGCAGGAAGCAGAAUGUGCACAGGACCUGCCAGACCAGAUUAUUCAUGUGUCAAAGUUACAGCCCUGGCAUAUAAACAUCACCAGUUUGUUUUUGUACACUUGUAAUGCACGUUUGAGAGAAGUAGCAGAUCUAGACGACCUGAACAUAUAAUGCCCCUAUCACAUACAUCAUGCUAUAGGAUUCUAUCAGAAAAUAUCUUGAUGAUUCUUAGAAUGUACAUUUCUGUACCCUGCAAAAUCCUGUCGUUGUUGUUUGACAGAAAACGCUAUGAUUGUAACCCGCUGGCGUUUUGAACAGGUAAAUUCAAAGCAGGCUCUAUUAUUACUUUUUUUACUGAUGACAAUUAUUCUUAUUCCUGGUAAUUAGGCUUGACUGUCCACUUUAUCAAAAGCUUGUCAUCUUUAGACAGUGAUGAUUACCCAAGCCUUAUCAAGAAUUCACUUAAUCCUGCUGGUAUAAAGUGUAGACGCAUGUCUUUGGUUAUUGCAUCUAUAGAUUUCUUUUUAAAGUAAAGUAAAGAUCAGUACAAGUUUGAUACAGCUGAUAACAAGAUAAAAUUACACAGAAUUAUGUAAACAAAUUGUUCAGGAAUCUCUUACAUUGCAUAUGAGCUGAAGAAAUAAAUAUAAAAGUGAUAACUAUGAAUUUUGAAAACUUAAGGCCUACACAUUACUCCUAUAUUGCAAUAUUUUCUUUCCUAAACUUCCUAUAUUGUAGCAUGAUACAGUCGUGUAGCAACAACAAUGGAUUGUACAACUGUUUUUGACAAAUUGACAGCUUCACAUCGAGUGUAAUUGAUAAUUAGGCCACAGCAAGUAAUUACCUCCAUGUCAUGUCAUGGAGGUUAUAUUUUCAGUUGCAUUUGUCAUUCUGUUGGUCAACAAAAUAACUCAAGAACGGCUGGGUGGAUUGGUUUGAUAUUUGGUGCGUUGGUAGGGUGUGAUGAAAACUGGAAAUGAUGAGAUUUUGGGUCCCCUUGUGGCUUCCUUUGGUACUGCAGCGUAACUUCCGGUUUUGAUAUUUCGCAAUCUGGACAUGCUUGGGUCAUAAAUUUUGGGAGGUUGGUAGCUCUUGUGCACGGGAAGAAGUCACGUGAGUUUAGGCCCCCUAGCAGCUUGUUCUGGAACUGCAGUGAUGUUCCCACUGAAUCAAAAGCAUUUGUACAUUAAAAACUUUUAUUUUUCAAAGUUGUUUCAGCGAGAAAUGGAUGUUGUACUAGUUGGUAGUUAACUUAGCACAACAUUUGUUUUUUAACAAGGUUUAUGAUAUCUAAAUUUGAAAAUGUAGGAAUCUUGUUGUUUUUGGCCCGUGUUGUUUUUUCCCCUAUCGCAUUAAAUUUUGAGUCUGCGGAUGAUGUCAUCCAUAAACUUUACUUCCUGUGGCCUAAAAUAAUUUGCCACCCUGAAAACACACAAAUAUACAUAAUAAGAAAAGAAGCUGCAUAUUCAUCUGCAAAGUGCCUGCCUAAAUGGGUAAAGUUCUUCUACGUUUUUGGCUACAAUGUAUUUUAAAGUAUCUGGUCCUUGAUUAUUUACAGGCCAAACCAUACUUUAUGUACUUCCAUGUUAUACAAUAAGAAGUCAUGUACUUUCAAAUUAAAGCAUUUUUUUAUCGUAAUCUUUUA
Messenger RNA from Branchiostoma belcheri (Belcher's lancelet), 2963 nucleotides. Its product is annotated as dynein assembly factor with WDR repeat domains 1-like. Gene Ontology annotation, molecular function: U6 snRNA binding; protein binding; U4 snRNA binding. Gene Ontology annotation, biological process: mRNA splicing, via spliceosome. Lineage: Eukaryota; Metazoa; Chordata; Leptocardii; Amphioxiformes; Branchiostomatidae. The record is from RefSeq and is a predicted model, not a curated record. Gene Ontology annotation, cellular component: U4/U6 x U5 tri-snRNP complex. The transcript has 14 exons. Bases 85 to 1332 code for a protein of 415 amino acids.